GAGUUAGUAUUUUGACUGAUAUUUAUGCUAGUAUCAAGAUUAAGAUUGGGGGUUGGCUGUAAACUGGUUCUAAAGUUAGUAUCAGGCUUUAGACUGAAGUUAAUGUUAGUAUUGCAAUUAAGAUUGAUCCAACAUUUGAUCCCCCACCCCUGUGUCUUAUCUAUGACCCCCCACCAUUACCGUCUUUAGUGUCUUCACCUUUAGAUCUCGCGCCCAGACCCAAUCAGCCCCCUACCCUUGGUAAAGCUCCCGCAUGCACGCUCGCCCCUCCCCCGCCGUUCCGCGCGCUACUUAAACUCCAGCGCGAGUUACAGCGCUGCUGUGAGCGCGAGCUGCCUGUGGCUGAAUCUACUGCAUUAAAGUCGGACCAGCGCGCGCCCUUCUUCUGCACGAGUCUGCGAUAACCCGGAUUAAAGGGAUCUUUAGACAUCGUCUUCCUGCUUCUCUACUUCAUCAUCAUCUUCAUUAUCCUCAUCUUCCUCAGAAUGCUCUCUGCGCUGCUGCUGCUCGUGUGGAGCUGGAGCGUGCAGCCGGUGUCGGGGGCGCGCGGUGCGGCGGAGAGCCCGUUUCCCGCUGCUGCGGCGGAGCGGCGCGCGGUGCAGCGGGAGAUCCUCGCGCUGCUCGGGCUGCCUCACCGCCCGCGGCCGCCCUCCCCGCUAAAGCGCACAGCCGCCCCGCUCUACAUGCUGGACCUGUACCGCGCGGUACUCGCGGACGGAACCGAGCCGCGCGCGCCCCUCCCGCCCACCGAGCACGAGGAGGAGCGGCUGCUGAGCGACGCGGACAUGGUGAUGAGCUUCGCCAACCUGGUGGAUCCUGAGGAAGACCCUAAUGUGUUUCAUCAGUACCACCGCUUCGACCUGUCCCGCAUCCCGGACGGGGAAACGGUAACGGCUGCAGAGUUCCGCGUCUACAAGGAGUUUGUGCACGAGCGUUACGAAAACGAGACGUUCCACGUCAGUGUGUAUCAGGUGCUGCGCGAGCAGGACGGAAGGGAAUCGGAUCUGUUCCUGCUGGACUCUCGGGUAGUGUGGGCAGCUGAAGAAGGAUGGCUGGUGUUUGACCUCACGGCCACCAGCAACCACUGGCUGCUGCACCCGAGUCAAAACCUGGGGCUGCUGCUGGCUCUGGAGAGCGUAGAAGGCGAGCGCAUAAACCCCAGGGCGGCAGGGCUGGUGGGCAGCAGAGGACCUCAGAACAAGCGGCCAUUCAUCAUAGCGUUCUUUAAAGCUACCGGAGUGCGUCUCCGCAGUGUCCGCUCGGCCCCAGGACACAAGAGGAACCAGAACCGGUCCAAAGCCCCGAAACAUGCGGCUCCGUCCACCCAGGAGGCCCUGAAACUGGCCGAGGCUGCAGAGAAUGUCAGCGUGGAUCCAAAACAGGGCUGCAAGAAACAUGAGCUGUACGUUAGCUUUCGGGACCUGGGGUGGCAGGACUGGAUUAUAGCUCCAGAAGGCUACGCUGCGUAUUACUGUGAGGGAGAGUGUGCGUUCCCUUUAAACUCCUACAUGAACGCCACCAACCACGCCAUCGUUCAGACUCUGGUGCACUUUAUAAACCCGGACUCCGUCCCGAGGCCGUGCUGCGCCCCCACCCAGCUCCACGGCAUCUCCGUACUUUACUUCGACGACAGCUCCAACGUCAUCCUAAAGAAGUACCGCAACAUGGUGGUCAGAGCCUGCGGAUGCCACUGACCAUGUAUUCCACUGGUCAUUGACUGAGAGAGAACAAUGAAGAAAGCCAGUCAGUUGUUCAUCCAGGAGCCACGUGUUUUAAUGGGACUCGUUAACUGGGGCAAUGCUGGCAUCUGUGCUACUGCCACUUGUUCAAAAAACUAAAUGCACCUGUGCCACACAGAACCACAGUGGAAAUAUGGUGGAAAUAGGGCACCCAAAGUGGAAAAUAGUGGGAGGCACAUUGAAACGGCAUGUUUCAAUCCACGAGCACAGUGAAGCAUGAAGAGAUGGGGCAAUAAAGGCUCACUUAUGGAUUGGAAUUGGGUUAAAGUGAUUGUUAAAGUUUGGUAAAUCAAAUAAGUCAAAGUUCAAAUUGUGCUUUUUGGCUCUAAGGCUAAAGCAGUGAGUAAACUUAUAAACACCUGUUAGUACUGAACACCCAAAUAAAUCUUCACACAUAUUGUUUAUAGAAACAUCAAAAAGACCUGUUUAUACGGUCUAUUGCACUGUUAAGUAUAAAAACUAAACAAAGUAUGGAGACUUAGGUCAACCAUAAAAAACCAUCAGGACCUUCUCUAGGCCUUUAAAAAUGUCAGAUUAUUUUGGGAAUUUAAAAAAGAAAAUCUGCAUUUUUUUUAUUUAAUAGUGUUAUCAGGCUUGUUGUUCUUGUAAAACCAAAUAUUUCAAAGACAAAAUUCACAAAAUGGAAGUGAAAUAAGAAAAAAAAGAUCUUAGAUGUGCUUUUUUCUACACUUCAUGCUGUUCUUUCUUAGAAAAGCUUUUGUGAAUCCGUCCCCUGGAGUAUUUGAUGAACUACAGACAUAACUAGAAAGUAAUGGAGGAAUCAACCAACCCUUUGUAGCUUCGUAGAUCAGGUUUUGAUUUACAGUUAGUAAUAGCUUCACAAGAAACAUCAGUCCAGGUCUGCUGGAAGCCCCUGUGUAUGCCACUGACUGUGAAUAUGAGAGUAGUACGUCCAGGUUUCAGUCAGGUUGCUGGUAAUGGAGGACAGUGACAAAAGUUCAGUGCAAAAAUUCUUUACUGCAAUAACGUGAAAAUAAUGCAAAGGAAAAUAUAUGUAAAAGUCUAUUGUAAAUUUCAAAUAAAACUUAUUGAAUGUG
Molecule: messenger RNA, 2797 nt
Organism: Astyanax mexicanus (Mexican tetra)
Lineage: Eukaryota; Metazoa; Chordata; Actinopteri; Characiformes; Acestrorhamphidae
Product: bone morphogenetic protein 7
Exons: 7
Coding region: 486-1694 (402 amino acids)
Biological process (GO): SMAD protein signal transduction
Cellular component (GO): extracellular region
Molecular function (GO): growth factor activity; cytokine activity
Source: RefSeq, a predicted model, not a curated record